GUGCGCGGAAGAAAUCAUAACUGUACCUCACAAAGAGCUGCACUGCCCAGGAUUCACACUUGAAGCCACUUCAGCUGUGUCACUUUACCCAGCCGGUCGGUUUGAAUCCGUCCUGGAGGGACAGAGGAGCCGUAACGGCAGGAAGAGCCCGGGUUCACGGACUGUCUGCUCCUGUAACCGCACUGAAACUGGACCGCCAUGGGGGCAGUACUGGGGGCCUUUUCUGUCGCAAGCUGGGUGCCGUGCCUGUGCAGCAGCGCGACCUGUCUGAUGUGCAGCUGCUGUCCAAGCACCAGGAACUCCACGGUGACCAGGAUCAUUUAUGCCUUCAUCUUGCUACUGGGGACCAUCGUCGCCUGUGUCAUGCUAUCGCCGGGUGUAGAUCAGCAGCUAAAAAGGAUCCCAGGCUUCUGUGAAGACGGGGCCGGAGCCUCCAUCCCCGGCCUGCAGGCUGAUGUCAAUUGUGAAGUGUUUGUGGGCUACAAGGCAGUGUACCGAGUCUGCUUUGGCAUGAGUAUGUGGUUCCUGGUUUUUUCCAUUCUUAUGAUUAACAUCAAGACCAGCAGAGACCCCCGUGCUGCCAUCCACAAUGGAUUUUGGUUCUUUAAGUUUGCGGCCUUGGUGGCAGUGACAGUUGGUGCCUUUUACAUUCCAGAUGGGCCUUUUACCUACACAUGGUUUGUCGUGGGCUCCUGUGGAGCUUUCUUUUUCAUUCUGAUCCAGCUGGUGCUGCUGGUGGACUUCGCCCACUCCUGGAACGAGUCCUGGGUGGACAAGAUGGAGACUGGCAACCCCAGGGGCUGGUAUGCAGCUUUGUUGGGGGUCACCAUCCUCAACUACUUGCUGUCAUUUAUUGCUGUCGUCCUGUUCUUCCUCUUCUACACCAAGCCUGACGGAUGCUUCAUCAACAAGUUCUUCAUCAGCUUCAACAUGUUAUUCUGCAUGGUGGCCUCUGUUGUCUCUGUGCUGAGUAAAGUGCAGGAGUCUCAGCCACGUUCAGGUCUUCUGCAGUCCUCCAUCAUCACCCUGUACACCAUGUUUCUGACCUGGUCUGCCAUGACCAAUGAGCCUGACCAAGCAUGUAACCCCAGCCUACUGAGUAUCAUCCAGCAGAUCACAGCCCCCACCCUGGCCCCUCUGGCAAUGGAGAACCAGACAGCUGUGAUAAUCAUCGGCACAGAGGAACCUGUCCUGACAUCCCCGUACCUGCAGUGGUGGGACGCCCAAACAAUAGUGGGGCUCGCUAUAUUUGUCCUUUGCAUCCUCUACUCAAGCAUUCGUUCGUCCAGCACCAGCCAGGUGAACAAGCUGACCAUGGCCUCCAAAGACUCGGUCAUCCUGGCUGAGGGCGGCAGCAGCACGGACCUGUCAGAGGAGUCUACAGGACCCAGGCGAGUGGAGGACAAUGAGCGGGACAUGGUCCAGUACAGCUACUCCUUCUUCCACUUCAUGCUCUUCCUGGCCUCGCUCUACAUUAUGAUGACCCUCACCAACUGGUACAGCCCUGAUGCAGACUACACCAUAACCAGCAAGUGGCCAGCAGUGUGGGUGAAGAUCACCUCCAGCUGGGUAUGUUUGGCCCUGUACAUCUGGACCCUGGUGGCCCCCAUGAUCCUCACCAACCGAGACUUUAGCUGAUCAGCACCAUCGCUGACUCUGCUUUGCGCUGCACAAACCUCUUCUGUUUCUGCAUGAACUCCUACCAUCAUGCCUGCAUGUUACUUUAAGAGUGGACUCAUAUUUCAUACUUUCAGCUGGAGUUUAGUUUCAUUAUUUCCAGUUUUAUUUUCUGGUUUUAGUUUUUUUUGGGUUUUUUUUACAAAAAAUUGGCUUGGGUUUAGAGGUGCCAUAACAGCUGCGUCAGGUGCUGUGUUUACUGUAGUGGUUUCAUACCAGUCAGUAGGAGCUGCUCGUUAAUUGGACAAUCACAUAUUUUCUAUGGAAGCACAAAAACACACCAUGAAGAAAAACAUUCCAUUUGUUGUUUCUGUAAAUAUAUGUGAAUUGUUAAUCAGACUUUGCUCACAGCGUUUUGAAAGGAUGAGCUCUUAUCAAUCUAAAUUCAUUCCUGCUGUGACAGAACAAGUCAGAUUUAAUCAAACUCUUGAUUUUUUACACCACUUAAAAAUAUGAGUGUUCUCAAAAUGUCAGUAUUAAUAAUGAGGGUCGGUUUGUGAACGUCAUUCAGUGAUAAGCUCAGAUAGUUUGCUGACAUGCCUUCCAAUGCCUUAAUCACUCUGUCACAUGUUUCUGAUAUUUGAAUAUAUUGAGAGUAACAUGACGUAGAUGAUAAACACAUUCCUCAAUAUGACUCAAAGUCAGCUUGCUGUAUGUUUCUGCCAAAUUUUUGUGGACCAAGAUAUUCAAUGUGAAGGUGUCUUUGAGAUGUUUCAGGUUGUAAAAUAAGUCCUUACAGUGACACAACUGCACUUAACACAGAGAAUAUUUGUUUAAAGCUGAUAUGGGUGAUGAUUGCUUUAUUUUCUGUGCAUCAUUGUAUUACUCCAAACAGUAUGAAAUAGCUUUAAUAUUUAUUAUGAUUACGGAUGAUUACUUGUGAUGAAUGUCAUCUUUCUUAAUUGCUGUGGUUUGUAAGAAAUGUGAGUGCUAACUGAAUGGUUAAUAGAAGAGAAUAGAAUUUAUACGACACAAACACUGACCAACCAUGCCUUGUAAGCCAAAGUGAUUUGCUGUAGCUAGUAUGUUCUAAGCAGGUUCUCUGUGGCGCUUCUGCAGUUUCUGUUGAACUGUUCAGACUGAUUUAUAGUUUUUUAUGUUUGCUUUGACUCAAUUUUUAUAAUAGAGAUUCCAUGUGCUAAACUCUUUCGAACAGUAACUAAUUCUCAUCGAACAGAGAACAGUUUGGCUGGUUCUUCAUAAUCAGAUUGUACAAACAGGAGUACAGAGAUAUAAACAUUUCAAAGUAUUGAUACAAACCAGAUACAGAUACUGUAAUUACAUAUAUUACAGUAUACAUUAAAACCUACAUUUUAAUCAAAGAAGAAAUGCAUUUUCCACUUUAAAGCUUUUGAGCACUGCUAAUAUAGGAAGUAUGUAUUCUACAAAUUAUCAAACGAUAUCUGGUUUUGAACUUUUUGUGAGUUGCCUGUGAAUGUUAGAAGGUAGUUUGGCUUUUGCGAGGCUGUACACUGAAAGCUCUGUUGUGACUGUGCAAAUACUGUAAAGAUGAAGAAUAAAAACA
Molecule: messenger RNA, 3202 nt
Organism: Chelmon rostratus (copperband butterflyfish)
Lineage: Eukaryota; Metazoa; Chordata; Actinopteri; Chaetodontiformes; Chaetodontidae
Gene: serinc3
Product: serine incorporator 1
Exons: 10
Coding region: 199-1638 (479 amino acids)
Cellular component (GO): membrane
Source: RefSeq, a predicted model, not a curated record